UAACGGAUAAAACUGACUCUGAUUAAAACAGUGUCAGCGCGUCUCAACUGCACUUUGUGAAUUUCACCUUAUUAAAGUCUGUUGGUUUUUUUGACGUCAACAUGUUAUAUUCGACUGGACAAGCAGGCACUGAGCCCACCGUCAACAUGACCUCUGACUGCAUAGACUCCAACCAGUCCACAAACCAAAGCGAAGUGAGGCCUCGCAUGAUGGGCGUGAUCCUGAGCAUCGCCGCCUGCCUCAUCAUCUCCACCAACCUGGUGGUGGCGCUCGCUCUACUAAAGCUGCUCCUUAAGAAGAGCAGCCAGAGCUGGUGCUUUGUCCUCAACUUGGCUCUAGCCGACGCCCUGGUGGGUGUGGCCAUCACUGGCCUGGCCACAGAAGACUUCAACAGCAACAACAACAUUAUCCCUCAGAACCAGGUCACUGCUGGUCUUCCCACAAACGCCACGCCUCCUGCUCAGGGGAAGAACCGGUGUCUGAUGCGGAUGGCCUUUGUGACCUCGCCCUGCACGGCAUCCAUCAUGUCCAUGUUCCUGAUCUCGCUGGACCGCUACGCGGCCAUCAAGAUGCCCUUGCGAUACUCUCUCCUGUCUGGGAAGGGGACGGCAGUCGGGUCCUUGCUGGCUCUGUGGAUCAGCGCCAUCACUGUGGGAUUCCUGCCAGUCAUGGUGCGGCAGCUGCAGGCGGAGGGUUACAGUGGCUUUUGCGCCUUCUUCUCCGUCAUUCAUGAAGUGGGCAUCAUCGUCCUGUUCAGCUUGUGCUUCUUCCCCGUGCUCUCGGUGUUUGUCUACAUCUACCUGGACAUCCUGAAGAUCGCCUGCAGCCACCAGAAGCAGAUCUGUCAAGUCAGGCAAGCAGGCUCCAGGACGGCUGACCACCACGGCCAUCAGCAUUAUCAACAUCACCACCAGCACCAGCAGCUGAGAAGUGGUUACUGGAGUCACGUCAAGGCCCUGAGGAUGGUGGCGGUGCUCGUGGGCUGCUUCUUGGUGCUCUGGUGUCCCUUCUUUGUGGUGUGCAUAGUCCACGUUCUGUGUAAAACCUGUGAACUCGCUGGCGUGCUGGAGAAUUAUCUGUGGCUGUUGGGACUGUCAAACUCACUGAUCAACCCCCUGGUGUAUGCCUUUUGGCAAAAGGAGGUGCGGCUGCAGUUAGCAGCCAUGUUUUCCUGCUUUACGGGCAGGUUGUUGGCUGCUGGAUCACAAGGUACCACAGACAGAUACGGCCAUCAGCAACCUGUGCAGCCUCAAGCCUGUGUUUCUGGUCUAGAUGCCGUUAACCCCGCACUGUUGCCAAUUACCUGCAACAAUGAGGCUCAGACUGCGGCACCGUCUGCCACAAGUGACUUAUGAAAGAGGUUAACAAAACAGAGGUAUUUAAGCCAAAAUUAAUACAUAUUACUAUUAAGUAUUAUUUCAAAUUUGUGUUUAAAUUUGUAAAUAUUAAAUUUGAAAUGGAACACUGUUCAUAAUUCAUACAAACGAUUUUAGUCCUCCUACUGGGCCUCAGCCCGAUUCAACCCAGUCCCUUCAGGCCUGAGACCAAACCACUAAUAAAGUUUUUAAAC
Seriola aureovittata is the source of this 1570-nucleotide messenger RNA. RefSeq names its product glucose-dependent insulinotropic receptor. Gene Ontology annotation, biological process: G protein-coupled receptor signaling pathway. Lineage: Eukaryota; Metazoa; Chordata; Actinopteri; Carangiformes; Carangidae. Gene Ontology annotation, cellular component: membrane. The coding region runs from base 102 to 1355 and encodes 417 amino acids. Gene Ontology annotation, molecular function: phosphatidylcholine binding; G protein-coupled receptor activity. The transcript has 2 exons. The record is from RefSeq and is a predicted model, not a curated record.